Molecule: messenger RNA, 4956 nt
Organism: Mandrillus leucophaeus (drill)
Lineage: Eukaryota; Metazoa; Chordata; Mammalia; Primates; Cercopithecidae
Gene: PKD1L3
Product: polycystic kidney disease 1-like 3
Biological process (GO): detection of mechanical stimulus
Cellular component (GO): membrane
Molecular function (GO): calcium channel activity; protein binding
Source: RefSeq, a predicted model, not a curated record
AUGUUCUUCAAAGGAGGAAGCUGGCUUUGGUUAUACAUCAGAACAAGUAUCAUUCUAGGAAGUGAACUAAACAGCCCAGGGCCACACGGGCAAAAUAAUUGUUACCAGUUUAACAGAUUUCACUGCAGCUUUGAGGAAGCAGACAAUUACUGUCAUGGGCAGAGAGGAUUCCUAGCUCAUAUUUGGAACCAGGAAGUUCAAGAUCUCAUCCGGGACUUUCUGGAAGAAGGAGAGAAGUGGUGGAUUGGGCAAAAUGUAAUGCCACUGAGAAAGCAUCAAGAUGAAAAAUACCCAGCAAAUGUUGCAGCCCACGGGGCCCCAAAGCCCCCCAGUUGCACCUACCUGUCCAGAAACUUCAAUCGGAUCUUAUCCAAAGAGGACAAGUGCUUCCUGAGACACUAUUUCAUUUGCCAGACUGAUGGCGUUUUGGACAGAGAUGCCCAUUAUGAAAGAAAUGGAAAUAAUUCUCAUUUGUACGAGAGACCCGAGAAGACAAAAAGAGGCGUUGCAAUAGCAAGAGACAAAAUGCCCUCAGGACCUGGUGCUCUUUCAGCCACAUGUCACCAUCCUCUUCCUGCUCAUCUCUCCAAGACCCUGUGUCAUCCCAUCAGCCCGUUUCCUUCAGUACUACAAAAUAUCACAUCACAGGUAACAGCCACAUCUGAAGCCAGCAGCCAGCCUCUCCCUGUGAUAACACAGCUCACCAUGCCUGUGUCUGUCACACGUGCUGGGCAAUCUCUGGCAGAAACAACUUCAAGCCCAAAGGAAGCAGCUCAUGUGAAUACCGUCACCUCUCAUCUACAAGUGUCAUUGCAGAAUGCAUCUGGUCAGGUCAUAGAUGAGAUAGCAGGGAACUUCAGCAGAGCAGUUCAUGGUUUGCAAGCUCAUAACAAACUACAGGAAGCUUGUGAGUUCCUCCAGAAACUAACAGCCUUAACCCCAAGAUUUUUUAAGCCAGCUCAGGUUAAUCUCAUCAAUUCCCUUAUUUACCUGAGUGAGGAGUUACUCAGGAUCCCAUUUCUGAACAGCAGCAGUCUGGACUUCAAAGUUCCUGCAACUGUCUGCCCCUUUAAUUCCUUCAACGAUGUCACCAAAGCUGGAGAAGGAAGUUGGCUGGAAUCCAAGCGUGAUACUGAGCAGGUAGAAGACAUCCUGGAAAUGUCCUUGGCGGAGCUUGGGAAUAUCGGGGAAGCAUUUCUAGAGCAGGACCAGUUCCCCGAGUCUUCAGUGACUUUGACCUCCUCUGUUGCUACUCUGCUGCUGAGCAGACAAAACACAUCCACCUUACCACUGAGCUCUUACACUCUGGGUCACCCAGCCCCUGUGAGACUGGGCUUUCCGUCGGCUUUGGCUUUGAAGGAGCUCUUGAAUCAACACCCAGGAGUUAAUGUCCAAGUAACAGGACUAGCUUUCAAUCCCUUCAAGGAUUUGGACCACAGAAACGUUGUUGGAAGCAUUGGAAGUGUGUUACUAAGCGCUAAUCGCAAAUUGCUCCAAGUCCAUGAUUUAGUGGAGGACAUUGAGAUCAUGCUCUGGAGAAACGUUAGCAUGGAAACCCAUCCCACCAGCUUCAACAUGAGCACAGAUCAGCUUACAAUCACAGUGAACAUCACCUCCUUGGAGAAAUCCCUGAUAGUGAGCAUAGAUCCUGACAGUCCCCUUUUAAUGACGCUCUACCUGGGGUUCCAGUAUCAGCCUAACUGCACUCACUUCCACCUAAACAUCACCCUUCCGAAGGAUAAGGUGUGGCAAAAAGAUGAGGAGUACACGUGGGUGCUGACUCCUGAGCAUCUACAGCACGGGACUGGCACCUACUGUAUAAGAGCUGUGCUGAGUGAGAGCCAGAAGGGUGCUCAGCAGACGCCCAGCUUGGUCUCGGUCAUCACGGCCGUCACUCAGUGUUAUUACUGGGAGAGCCACAACCAGACAUGGAGCAGCAGCGGAUGCCAAGUUGGGCCACAGAGCACAAUUCUGAGAACACAGUGUCUCUGUAACCACCUGACCUUCUUUGCCAGCGACUUCUUUGUCGUGCCCAGGACCGUGAAUGUUGAAGACACGGUUGAACUGUUCCUUCGCGUGACCAACAAUCCUGUUGGGGUGUCACUGCUGGCUGGCCUUUUAGGAUUCUAUGUGAUCACAGUUGUGUGGGCUUGGAAAAAGGAUCAAGCAGAUAUGCAGAAGGUGAAGGUUACUGUCCUGGCUGAUAAUGACCCCAGCGCUCAAUUUCACUACCUUAUUCAGGUCUACACCGGAUAUCGAAGAAGGGCUGCUACAACAGCUAAGGUUGUCAUCACCCUCUAUGGUUCAGAGGGACGGAGUGAACCCCAUCAUCUCUGUGACCCCCAGAAGGCAGUGUUUGAACGAGGGGGCCUGGAUGUCUUCCUUCUCACCACUCGGUCCUCUCUAGGGGACCUGCACAGCCUUCGACUCUGGCAUGACAAUUCUGGCAUCAGUCCCUCCUGGUAUGUCAGCCAGGUAAUUGUCUGUGACAUAGCAGUGAAGAGGAAGUGGCAUUUCCUGUGCAAUUGCUGGCUGGCUGUGGACCUCGGAGACUGUGAGCUUGACCGCGUCUUCAUCCCAGUUUCAAAGAGACAGCUCUUUUCCUUUAGACAUCUGUUUUCCUCCAUGAUUGUCGAAAAGUUCACCCAGGAUUAUCUGUGGCUUUCAGUUGCAACUCGGCAUCCCUGGAACCAGUUUACAAGGGUCCAACGGCUGUCUUGCUGCAUGACACUGCUACUCUGCAACAUGGUCAUCAAUGUUAUGUUCUGGAAGAUAAACAGCACCACUGCCAAGAGAGAUGAGCAAUUGGGUCCAUUUGCUGUGGCCUGGUCUGAGCUGCUGAUCAGCAUCCACACUGCUGUCAUCCUCUUCCCCAUCAAUCUUGUCAUUGGGCGGCUCUUCCCGUUGAUUGAGCCACAGGAGACUCUGCCCCACUUUCCUCCCAUCCAGGCCUCCUGCCUCUCAGAUGCUUCUGCUGAGCCUCUCUCUGCCACAAUGGUAGUUGAGGAGUUAAAGGAAACUGUGAGAUUCCUGCUCAGGAGAAAUACAUACCUACUCUCCAAGUGUGAGCAGCUGCCAUGGAGUUCUUGUGACAUUACUAAGCUGGUGAAACUUCUAUCCAGCCUCAUAUCGUCUCACUUGGAGGGUCAAAGCUAUCAUCAGCAGGCAGAGCGCCACUGGGCACGCGUUGUUCCUGAAAACCACCAUCAUUUCUGCUGUUACCUGCGUAGAGUUCUGCAGAGGCUGAAAUCUCACUUAGGCACGCUGGGUGUCACCCAGGGUCACCAGCCCUGUGACUUCCUAGAUGCAGUCAGCCGACUUCAAAAACUCCAGGAACUCUUGGAAACACAUCUUCUUCCCACGGAGCAAGAGCCAUCCAGGGAAGUCACCAGUUUCGCCAUCCUGAGCUCAGAAGAAGGGAGAAAGCCCAUCUCUAAUGGCCUGUCCAGAUGGUUGACUGCAGCCUGCUGGCUCCUCCUAGGUCUCACUAGCCUGGCUUCAGCCUUUUUUACAGCACUUUAUAGCUUGGAAUUGAGCAAAGACCAAGCCACCAGCUGGAUGAUCUCAAUUAUUUUAUCAGUGCUUCAAAACAUCUUCAUCAGCCAGCCAGGAAAGGUAUUACAAAUCCUUUUCCUUACCCUGUUGAUGACUGCAAUCUGCUCUGUAAAGAACUCCAAUAGAUUUUACCUCCACCAAGCUAUCCGGAAGACCUUUUCGCCCCGAUUCUCGGAAAUCCAACUUCUUCAGGAUUUCUAUCCCUGGGCCAAUCACAUCCUCCUUCCUAGCCUGUAUGGGGAUUACAGAGGUAAGAAUGCAGUCCUGAAGCCCAUUCAUUGCAAAUAUGGGGUACAAUUCAUUUUCCAAAUACCCUGUACCACGAUCUAUGAGAAAGUGGAGGAAGGUCAGCUGGUGUUUUCUGAUGGCCGUACCUGUGGGCAUCCCAAGAGCUUGUUCCCUGGACUUCAUCUAAGGAGGUUCAGUUACAUCUGUUCACCCAGGCCCAUGGGGCCGAUUCCCGCUGAUGAGCUUCACAAAAGGCUGACAAGCAAGAAUGACAGUGGAUUCAGUUACAUCAUGAGAAGUGCUUUCUUCACCUCUGUGAGACUGGAAAGCUUCACUUCCCUUCAGAUGUCAAAGAAGGGCUUUGCCUGGUCUAUCAUCUCACAAGUCAUCUAUUAUCUACUGGUCUGUUACUAUGCCUUCAUACAGGGUUGUCGGCUGAAACGGCAGAAGUGGAGGUUCUUCACUGGGAGAAGAAACAUUCUGGACACAAGUAUAAUCCUCAUUAGCUUCAUCAUCCUGGGGCUUGACAUGAAGAGUAUUUCUCUACUUAGGAAAAACAUGGCACGAUACCGCGAUGACCGGGACAGGUUUAUCAGCUUCCACGAGGCAGUAAAAGUGAACUCUGCUGCGACUCACCUUGUGGGCUUCCUGGUUCUGCUGGCAACCGUUCAGUUAUGGAACCUGCUGCGUCAUAGCCCCAGGCUGCGGGUCAACAGCAGGACACUGAGCCGAGUCUGGGACGAGGUGGUGGGCUUUCUGCUGAUCAUCCUAAUCCUGCUGACAGGCUAUGCCGUUGCCUUUAACCUGCUGUUUGGAUGUAGCAUCUCUGACUACCGGACAUUUUUCAGCUCAGCAGUGACUGUUGUUGGUCUCCUGAUCGGAAUUUCUCACCAAGAGGAGGUUAUCGAUUUAGACCCAGUCCUGGGCACCUUUCUGAUCCUCACCAGUGUCAUCUUGAUGGUACUUGUGGUAAUUAAUCUUUUUGUUUCUGCCAUUCUCAUGGCCUUUGGAAAAGAAAGAAAGUCGCUUAAGAAAGAAGUGGCACUAAUAGAUAUGCUGCUACAGAAGCUCUCAAAUUUGUUAGGAAUCAGUCGGCCCCAAAAAACCUCAUCUGAGCAAGCAGCCACGACAGCAAUGGGCACUGACACUGAAGUUUUAGAUGAACUACCUUAA